Molecule: messenger RNA, 1527 nt
Organism: Closterium sp. NIES-65
Lineage: Eukaryota; Viridiplantae; Streptophyta; Zygnematophyceae; Desmidiales; Closteriaceae
Source: the annotation of a GenBank genome assembly
AUGCAGCACUUACUCUGGACUAGUCCUAUCCUGAAGACUGGAGCAUGCCGGCCGAAGGGGGAUGAGGAGGGGCGAGGCGAGGGGGAGGGGGGGGAGGAGGGAAAGCGGAAAGAGAGUGGAAGGGCUGGCGGUGCAGAGACGGGGGUGAAGGGAGGCAGAACAGAGCUCAUUCUGAAGGACCCUGCCGUGGUGUUGAUCUCAUGGUCGUGGUGGCAGCACCUACCAGAGCGGGUGGAUCGGCCGUCCUUUCAAGGAUGGAGUAUAGAUAGAAGACGUUCAGCGUCACUCUUCGGGGAGAUUGUUGCACGCGCGGCUACGGUGAGGGACGAGGGUGUUGCGGGUGCUGGCGGUGUAUUUCCCUGCGUAGCCGCCAAAGGGUUGGCCAACGAUAAGUCACCGGGAUGGGACGGGCUGCCCAAGGAGUUGUAUCAGUGGCACUGGGAGCUGCUACGGGAGCCGGUGAUGAAGAUGAUUGGGGAGUUUGCCGCGGCAGGGAAGAUGCCGGACGUGGCAAAUGAGGCGGUCACAAUAUUGAGAGCAAAUCACGAUGAGGAAAGUGGUGCGGCAGGGUUGUCACUGGCGCUGUACCUUUUCUUGUGCGCGGUGGAGCCGUUGUGCCGGCUAGCAGAGGAGAGGAAAUUAGGAAUCGGAGAAGGCACCUGCGACAGGCUGUCGUAUGUGGGGUAUGCAGAUGACACGACAUUGUUGCUGGAGGGAGAGGAGCAGCUGAAGGAUGCGGGGGCGCUGUUGCAAGAGUACGCGGAGGUGUUGGGGCUGAGAGUGAACAAGGGGAAUUCUGUGGUCCUGCCGUUGGGGAGGAAUGUGGGGCUACAGGCACCAGAUGGUAUGGAAUACAAGUGGGUGGGGGUGAAUGAAGUUGAAAGACUUCUUGGAGUGUGGAUAUUUCCUGGGGGAGACGCGGAGGCAACGUGGGAAAAAGCCUUUGACAGAGCAGGAGGAGAGUUGAGCAAGUGGAGCACCAAGUAUGUUACGACUGGAGCGCGCGUGACCAUCAUCAACAGCUACGUCCUGCCGAUCUUCCUUUUUCAGGCGCAGGUAUACCCGCCGGACGACCUGCUGUGGAAAAGGGUGGAGAAGCUGAUUGAAAAUUUCAUGUCCGGUAUCCACGCAGACCCGGAGCGGCACUUCAGGCUCUGGAGUGGGGACCUGAUAUACACGCCAAGAGAGCAAGGGGGACUGGGGGUGAUAGAUCUGAGGGGGAGAAUCGACAGCGUGGCUAUGAGGUGCGCAGGAUUGGGGCUGCAGCAGGAGUGCUCGCUAAGACGGGGUUUGUCAGAGAAACCGGCAAGCUUACCUCUUGGGUGGGCAACGCUGUACGCGCACAAGGCGGUGCUGAGAGGAGGCUUGUUUAAAAGCAGGAGGUGGGCAAGGCUGUAUAAAACAAUUUUGAUAUCAACGGUGGUGGCAGUACCAGAGGUGGCGUCCAGGUGGGAAGCAAAAGAGGAGUUUCUGUGCUACAACAAAUACAUCAUUCAUCCCGGAAAUGCCCCGUUUGGGAGAAGCUGA